CAAACCAACAGCAGAGACAUAAUGCCUCUGACUCUGCUGCUUUUCUUUCCCAUGCUGAGCCCUGCACUGGCAUGGCUUCCAGUGGAGGAUUGGGAAUCAGGAAAUGUAACCACAUCUGGUGGAGGACUGGAGUGUGUUUGCAGUGUGUUCCUGCCUGACAGCAGCUUCCCUGCCAACCCAGUGCAACACAUGCAGCAAGUUACCACAGACCUGAGGCUGGAGGUGCAAAUUCAGAUAAACAAGCUUGUCCACUAUGAGGGCAAACUGGAUAUCUUCCUUGCAGAACUGAAGGACCUGACUGUUAGA
Seriola dumerili (greater amberjack) is the source of this 306-nucleotide messenger RNA. RefSeq names its product olfactomedin-like. The annotation marks the transcript as partial. The transcript has 3 exons. The record is from RefSeq and is a predicted model, not a curated record. Lineage: Eukaryota; Metazoa; Chordata; Actinopteri; Carangiformes; Carangidae.